AUGUUCACACAGUCUUAUGCUUUACCUUCAGCAACAUCAUCAUCAUCCAUAACAACAGCUGGUAAUCCACCGGUCAAAACAAAGCGAAAGUAUACAAAGAGACCGCAUCGAUCUGCUGUAGAACAAAAAUUAUCUCAAUGCCUAAAUACUUCUGCUAAGUCAAUAUUUUCGAACUAUCGUUUGUCUUUACCAUUACCGUCUAAGAUUGAUAGUUUUAAAAAGCCUGAUAAAUAUAAAUUUCCAGUAGAUCUAGUAAGAUCAUCAAAUUUUACAUCAUUAUCACCGGCUAAUUCAAGAAUUUUAUCGAAUUCUCCGUCAACUAUGAUUUAUAAUGAAUCGAAGUCCUUGAAUGUUCCGCAGCCUUUAUCACUGUACUCUACGACUAACGUUUUUGAACGAUAUCCAACAUUGGAACAACGUUUGCCGCAUCAGAAAUUUGGUCUUGAGAAAAAAACCACUAAUAAUUGUUUCACAAGCAAUUUAGUAUACAAUUUACCUUAUGACCUGACAGUUCCUGAACAGCAUCAUUGUAUGCUUACGCCAAAUCCGUUGUUCAUAAAUGCAUCAUCUAGGAUAAAUUCUCCUCUUUUACCAGAAUCAAAUACUUCAUUUCCAUCUGUGUCAUUUUCAACUAAUAUAGAAAAAGCGAGUAAAAAAGAAGGAGACCUACAAACGCCUCAAGUUAGUCAAAAUUCUACAGCAAACAGACUAAUGGAAGACAAAAACCUGCUACCGAUACAUUCAAUAAUGGAAACACCCAUUCUAAAAAGACAUCUAGAAAAACAAUCGAAGAUUGAUAAUCAUCAAACAAAAACUCUGAUAAGACGCAUAAAACAAAGAAACAAAUUGGCUAUUCUGAAAUUUAUGAUACGAAAACGAAAGAAACAACAACAAGUAUUGAAGAAAAGUAUUUCUGCUAUUCCAAUUGAAAAGCUUGUUGAACAAACUAUAGAUAUUAAAGCCCCAAAACCAAUACCGUUGGAGACAAUGCCACCAGAUAUUAUUGCACUUAACUUGAAAGUUACUUUUAAUACAGCUCAAAAAUUAGAAUCUAUAUCUUUGUAUUAUCAACAGCGGCAUAAACCUGAAAUCAAAAGAGAACCAAGUUUUGUAGCAGCAAAUAAUACGGUUAACAAACUAGAUUUAUUGAUUGAAGCUAUCAAUUUUAUCGAAACGUGUAAUGGAAAUUUAAAACUCACACUGGAAUCAAUUGAAUAA
Rotaria sp. Silwood2 is the source of this 1218-nucleotide messenger RNA. Lineage: Eukaryota; Metazoa; Rotifera; Eurotatoria; Philodinida; Philodinidae. The record is from the annotation of a GenBank genome assembly.